CUCGGAUGACGUCACUGCGUUAUGGACUUUUGGGCGAUGCAAAAAUGCUUGGUAAUUUGUAAAUAAGUCAAAUUUCAAGAAGUGUAGUUACUCUAGUGUCUCGUUUUGCACUCUGGUUUUACCACGAUUGCUUCGAUAUGUCCGAGGUUUUGCUUUAUCGUUUGCGAAUGAAUCGCGAAGUUGUCCUUAUUGAUUUAGAGGCACCAAAUGUCCUUGAUUAUUUGUACCAAGAAGACGUUUUAGACUUCGAUAACUACGAAGAAGUGAGAGACACUAAGCCACGGAAAAAACAGGCCGAAUUACUGUUGGAAUUUGUGGAAAAGGGUGGACACGCAGCUAUUACCAAAUUUAUCUAUGCUUUGGAGCAUUCUUCUCAACGACAUUUAGCCCGUAUCCUUCUUACAAAAAUCCCAAACGAAGAUGAACUAUGCCGAGGUAUUCACAAUGAAAUUGAUGAAAAAGAGGCAACAUACUAUCCCAUGAAUCGUAGGCCAUGUGGCUAUGCUGUCAUAAUCAACAUAUGCGAAUUUGAUAAAGUAACCAAACUGGAAACACGAGAGGGCUCAAACAUUGAUGUUCAAAGAAUGAAGUCAUUAUUCGAGUGGCUGCGAUUUAAGGUUGAAAUAUAUAUUAAUCAAACUGCUGAUGAAAUCAUGCAGAUCAUUCGUUAUUAUCGGUUAGAUUUUGAUCACAGAAACUUUGAUUGUUUUUCAUUGUUCUUGAUGAGCCAUGGUUUUAAUACACGAAAUGGUGAUGGCAUUUUUAGCAGGGAUGGUAAACAUGUCUACCUUAAGAACAUCAGAGAAAAUUUUACUUCUGCCAAAUGUCAUAGUCUUAGCAACAAGCCAAAGCUGUUUUUUGUGCAGGCUUGUCGAGGAAAUGCACCAGAUGAGCCAUAUGUUGUCACUGAUGCUCCAAGUCAUCAGACCUCAAUGAUCGCUCCAAUUCCUGCAUUGGAUAGUCAUUCAUAUGCAUCCACCACAUCUACUCGUUUUGACAAUGAUCCAGUCCCACCAAACAGAGCUAGGACUUUGCUUGAUCAUCCUGGUACAUCCACCACAAAUACCUCCUUGACAACAUCAGUUGAUAAUAAACUAGGCUACACUGGUCAGUGCAUACCUCUUGAUGCUGAUUUUUUUGUUGCCCACGCAUCAACCGAGAACUUUGCUGCAAUGAGAAAUACCUUAACAGGUGGGUGGUUUGUCAGUCAGUUGGACAGGGUGAUUCGCGAGUAUGCUACCAAAGAAGAUCUACAAGAUAUGCUUACUAGGGUAAUUCGAAAUGUUGCAACCAGGCAAUCUGACGAAGGAGUGCAAUGCCCACAAUUUAGUUCAAAUCUGCGCAAGAAAGUAAAAUUCAAUCCAGUUAUUAUCUAAAAAUCGAAAGCUGCAAUAUGCGCCAUUGUAGUUUCUCAUUCUUUCUUGAUACAAGCGACAUUCAGAAAAAAUUGAAGGGUUAGUUUAUGAUUAAGAAAAUAAACGUGUAUUCAGACAGAGUUGUUUAGUGGUAUUUUCAUUGAAUAAAAUGUUGUUCAUUUUGACAAA
Molecule: messenger RNA, 1544 nt
Organism: Xenia sp. Carnegie-2017
Lineage: Eukaryota; Metazoa; Cnidaria; Anthozoa; Malacalcyonacea; Xeniidae
Product: caspase-3-like
Exons: 2
Coding region: 138-1376 (412 amino acids)
Biological process (GO): regulation of apoptotic process; proteolysis
Molecular function (GO): cysteine-type endopeptidase activity
Source: RefSeq, a predicted model, not a curated record